AUGGGUAACGAGAGAACCGCGGACUUGGCGGUCCACGAACUAUCUCCUCGCACGCGAUCAGGCAGCGCAAGUAGCGGCCAUAAACGAAUACUUUCGGGUUCCCUUCUUUCGAGACUUUCCUUCCUUCGCGUGAACCGGGCAGCACAGGACCCCUUGGACAGACAACACCCAGGCAUGGACCACGAUGGCGACGAAGACCUCAACUCCGGUAUGCCGCAGAGCACAGGCAAGGGAGGAACUACCAGCAGCCGGGCAAUGUCUGCCGCUCUCGCACAACACCGAACGCGUCGCCGACGAGGCUCCCUCCGUAAAACUGCCUUGCUAGGCACUAGGCUCGAAUCGCGCGACAAAAGAGCCACCGCAAAAGCCGCCGAAGCUCUGGAAGCCCUCCGCGCAGAACCCAGCCGACUCCCCGCCGCCAACCUACAAGCGUCUAUACAACCAAAAGAUCAAACCCCUUCUGAUAAUGGACCUACACGAUACUCGCCGCGCGCGAGUGAGGCCUUCGACGACCGCGACGAUACCCAGCAGCCGGCCUGGUUCCGGACGGCAAAUCCCCAGAAACCCGUCCGACCCUCAAUAAGUCGCCGACGCCAGGGCCUCGCACAGCACAAUCUCCAAGAACAAGCCACCGACGACGAGGAUCUAAUCUCCUUCCUCGCCUCCACUCGAAUUCAAACCCCACGGCGGCCGGCACGGGCACCAGCCCCAAAAUCGGCUCUGCAGCUGCCUCAGCCCGAACCGGCAUACCUACCCGUCCACCGACACAAAUCCUCGCCCCUGGUCACACACCCGGUUGAGAUGAAGAGCAGUCCCGAUGCGGACGUGGACUACUCCGAGACCGAGUGGUGGGGCUGGAUUAUACUGGUUGUGACGUGGCUGGUCUUUGUUGUGGGCAUUGGGAGCUGCUUCGAGGUUUGGAGCUGGGCUUGGGAUGUUGGGGAGACGCCCUAUGCGCCGCCUGAGUUAGAGGAUGAUCCUACUUUGCCGAUUGUCGGGUAUUAUCCUGCACUUAUCAUCCUCACGGCUGUCAUGUCUUGGGUUUGGGUUGUUGUCGCAUGGGUUGGUAUGAAGUACUUCAAGCAUGCUAAUAUAUCCGGGGAAGAUAUUUGA
Molecule: messenger RNA, 1113 nt
Organism: Penicillium mononematosum
Lineage: Eukaryota; Fungi; Ascomycota; Eurotiomycetes; Eurotiales; Aspergillaceae
Product: PIG-Y family protein
Exons: 2
Coding region: 1-1113 (370 amino acids)
Source: RefSeq, a predicted model, not a curated record